This is a messenger RNA of Caenorhabditis elegans, 791 nucleotides long. It is a transcript of the gene atp-5, whose product is annotated as ATP synthase subunit d, mitochondrial. Gene Ontology annotation, biological process: proton transmembrane transport; proton motive force-driven ATP synthesis. Bases 3 to 578 code for a protein of 191 amino acids. Gene Ontology annotation, molecular function: proton transmembrane transporter activity. The transcript is spliced from 4 exons. Lineage: Eukaryota; Metazoa; Nematoda; Chromadorea; Rhabditida; Rhabditidae. The record is from RefSeq and is marked reviewed. Gene Ontology annotation, cellular component: proton-transporting ATP synthase complex; mitochondrial inner membrane.
GUAUGUCUGGAGCCGCUAAGAGGGUAGCGACGUCUUCCGUGAACUGGUCGAAGCUCGCCGAGCGUUUGGUCCCGGAACACGCCGCAGAACUCACCCGCGUGAAGGGAGUCAGUGGAACUUUCCAAUCCGCUGUCAGCCAGCUCCCGGCCGAUCUUCCCAAGAUCGACUUUGCUGCUUUGAAGAAGGCCCUCCCGGCUCAUUCGGCAGUUCUCGAUUCUCUUCAAAAGCAGUAUGAAUCUGUAAAGAUCCCAUACGGAGAGGUUCCAGCCGAGUAUUUGAAGGAAGUAGACCAAUGGGUUGAUUACAACAACGCCCGUAUUAAGCUUCAUGAGGUCAAGGUCGCUGAUGGACUUCAGGAGGCCAAGAAGGUGGAGGAAAAGUGGGCCAAGGCUCCACCAGUUGAACAUUUCGAUCGUCAGCAUUUCGUCGAGUAUUUCCCAGCUCAUUUCUAUGAUCUUCGCUACCAGAACAGAAUUCCUGAUCCAUGCAACAUCGGACUCAACGAGACUCCAGAAAUUGAGAACAGAUUCAAGGACUACAAGGUUCUUCGACGUGCCGACAAGGUUGACGACCAUUAAACGAUUUAUCAUGAUGUACCGUUCAGUAGACAACUCUCGUUCUUCCUUAUCGCUCUCCUACCAUUUUUAAGACCAUUUUGAUUUGUUUUGUAGCCGUUUGUUUUAUAAUUUCGUCGAAUUUUUUUAUGUGCCUGGGAGCUUAUGCAGUCGAUACCCCCUUCUUCAGAUUAUGUAUUUCAUAAGAGUGAUGGCAAGAUAAAGAACUUUCGCAUG